Messenger RNA from Colletotrichum navitas, 246 nucleotides. RefSeq lists its product as uncharacterized. The record is from RefSeq and is a predicted model, not a curated record. NCBI's taxonomy places the organism in Eukaryota, Fungi, Ascomycota, Sordariomycetes, Glomerellales, Glomerellaceae. The transcript has a single exon. The annotation marks the transcript as partial.
UCAGCCACCUUCCCUAAGCCUCUUCGCAACCUUGCCAAGGAGCAUCUCUCUUCCUCCAGUGUUCGCAUCAACAUUAGCCGCAUUAGCAGCACCUAUGCUAAUAUUAUGCAGAGAGUCUUCAAGGCAUCUCCCUUCAAUAAGAAGACAGCUCUCAAGGAGCACAUCAAUUUGCUGCCUGCUUGCCGCAUGAUAAUUUUCGUCAACAGCAAGCGUAUGGCUAAUAAACUCAAUGACUUCUUAUACAAC